Molecule: messenger RNA, 769 nt
Organism: Hibiscus syriacus
Lineage: Eukaryota; Viridiplantae; Streptophyta; Magnoliopsida; Malvales; Malvaceae
Exons: 1
Coding region: 59-715 (218 amino acids)
Source: RefSeq, a predicted model, not a curated record
AACCCGCGGAUAAAGGAGACUGACGAGGCCAGGAAAUGUUUACGAAAGGGAAAUAAAAAUGAGCGGCAGAAAGAAGAGCUCCGACGCAACGGCCGAUACCGAUGCGGUGGAGCAACUGUUGCAAGCGGCGCAGGAUGAGAUGCUCUUAGAACUCUCCGUCGAUAGCUAUAUGUCCCGUGUGGCACCUGAUUAUCUCGACCCCGAUCUCCGCUGCCGAUUCCAGGCCCUCCGAUCCCGACCUUCCUCUUCCCAGCCAAAACAGGAAAAGGAAUCAUCGGCACAACCUCCACUACAGCCGCCGAAACCACAACUGGAGCAAAAGGAAGACGGAGAUAAAAAGGGGCCAGAACCGAAGGUUGCUGUUGACGACGAAUUGAAGGCUGUGUUGGGCGAUGAUCUAUCCGCACGAUUCGCUGCUCUCAAGGCUUCCUUGUCUUCAUCUUCUUCUAAUCCUACUGCUUCUACGACUAACGAAGUUCGCGUCGAUCUAGAAAAAUCCGAUGGCGAAGAUGAUGAGGAAGAUGAAGUUGAGAGAGUGAUCCAAUGGGCAAAGGACGCUGCUCGCCUUGAUCCUUUCCCUGCCUCUGAUGAUGAUGAUCUAAUCGGUUCCGAUUCCGGUGAUAAUGAUACCGACUAUGAUGAUGAUCCCAAACAUAGAAAAAAGGAAACUAAACGCAGUAUGUAUUUCAAUUUCCUCAGGAAAAGACCCCUUUGAUGUUAUUGAACUGUGUCUCUUUGGAAUUUAAGUGUUAUUGAACUGCAUCUCCAU